Molecule: messenger RNA, 1197 nt
Organism: Bipolaris victoriae FI3
Lineage: Eukaryota; Fungi; Ascomycota; Dothideomycetes; Pleosporales; Pleosporaceae
Exons: 5
Coding region: 1-1197 (398 amino acids)
Molecular function (GO): oxidoreductase activity
Source: RefSeq, a predicted model, not a curated record
AUGGCUUUCACCAGUUCUAACAGCACGGAUGGCCAUCUGAACAUCCGCCCUAUGGUCCAUGGAUCGGACAAAAAGCUUAAUUUUGGAGCAUACAUUACUGGCCUCGAUCUGAACAAUGCUUCAGAUGACGAAGUCGAUCAACUACGUGAAGCUAUUCUACGGCAUAAGGUUGUUGUAGUCAAAGGCCAACAAGCCGAGACACCAGACAAGAAUUGGGAAAUCAUCACAAAGCUGGAUCCCAUGCACCAUAUGAUCACCCAAGAGGAAUUUGGGCGACUUUUUCAUCCCACCGGAGAGGGUUUGAUUGCCAUGUUGAAACUUGCCACCGUGCCUACCGCUCAAGAUGGUCAUAUUCAUUUGAUGGGAAAGGGAUACCAAGGAGACGAUCAUUAUGGUCUGAAGAAAUUGACUCUAGGUGAAGCCUUUGCCGGAAAUUAUUAUUCCAAGCCACUCGCAAAUGAGGACUUCCAAGCUGGCAUAGCCCGAUUCCAAAGCUGGCAUAUCGAUGGCCCUCUGUACAAAGUACAUCCACCCUACAUCAGCUCGCUGCGAUUCAUACAGCUGCCUGUUGGCGAGCAGAAAGUUGAAUGGGCUGAUGGGUCUGGUUUAAGCUUGAAAACCAAGCCAGGUCGUACGGGGUUCUUUAGCACGUCCCAAUUAUACGAAAUGUUGACAGAUGAGGAGAGAGUCAUGGUCGAUAACAGCACUGUUGAAUACAUGUAUUAUCCUUACGAAUGGAUCCGUGGCUGUCGCGGAAAUCCUAAUGGACUGAGCGUUGCAGACGAAGGUCGCGAGAAACCGCUUGAGUUAAUGGAGGAAAUGGCUCGUGAUGAGCAAUGGACCAAGACAUAUCCCAUGGUUUGGUUCAAUGAGCUUACAAAAGAGAAGUCUCUCCAGGUUCAACCGAACUGUGCUCGACGACUUCUCAUCCGGCGCUCGGCCGACCAAAAGGAUCCUGAGAUUAUCGAGGGGCCUGAGCGUGUACGUGAAUUCAUGGACAAGCUGCAGCAACGCAUUGUGCGGCCUGAGUACAUCUAUGUGGGGCCAGAAGAAGAAGGUGACCAUGUGUUCUGGUACAAUUGGGGGUUGAUGCAUUCGAGAAUUGAUUAUCCUGUAGCAUACGGGCCUCGUAUAGUACACCAGGGUUGGGUCCCUACACACAGAAUACCGCGUGGGUCACCAGCGGUGGCACAUUAG